AACUUCGUCAGUUGUGUUUGUGUUUCGGUUCUGUUUGGUCGUGUGCGCGCGCGUUCGGUCGUGCGUGUUCUCGUCGCCUUCUUGGAUCCGUUUUUUGGCGAAUCGCGUCGCGCCAAUUUACUCGAAAUUUUAUUUUGAAACCUGGUGAAAAUUUUGAUCGUGAGUUGUUACAACAAACUGUGUUUCACAAAAAAAGAAUCUGCAAAGUUCUGUGCAUCCUCUCUCGCCCUUACGUGACUGGCCAACAUUCUGGACCACAUAUCUUUGUGUUGUUGUUGUUGUUGUUAUUAUUGCUGGUUAGUGUGUGUGUUCAUUCUUGGAAAAAAGUGUAAACGUAAAAUCGUAAGAAGAGCGAACCAAAAGAAUAAGUUCUUCACUAGUGCGAACGAGAGAGCCCGUGAUAGCCAUCAUCUUAUCUUGGCCGACUAUCUCUUUCGCUCUUCUUCAGUGCAAACACCUUGAUCAUCAUCAUCAUCGUCGUCUUCGUCUUGCUCUUGUGCGUUGGUGAGUCGGUUGACGGUGACGACGACGACGACGAGAGGAAAAAGGAGAUUCCGUUCGUGCCUGCUGUGUGCUGUUGCUCUGCAGCAGAGUUCACGUCGUUUUUUUUUUUGUUGGGAAAAGGAGAUAAAAAGUAUGUGUGACUAGAUAUUUGCGGUGAACUACUACUGCUAUUGUUUACUCGCACACACCGUUUUGCUGUGGUGUAAACAAAAAACGGCAAGCUCGGCACAGUUGGGCUGUGUUGACAGAAACGACGACGCGAGUUAUCUCGCGAGAAGUUGUGAAAGUGUGCUGACAGUUGGGGUGGUGAUUUGGCGGUUUUUGAUACUAAAAAGUGACGUAAUUUUGAGAGUUCAAUCUAUCUAGAAUGCUUGUUUGAACGGUGAAUUUGUUAAAUUUGGAAGAAACUGUGACAGGUAAAGAACAGCAAAAGAGUGCCUCAAAAUUAGUGAAACAAAGAAUUUGAAGAGUUAACGGUGACGGUGAAAUAAAAAAAACAUCUAAAAAGGAAUAAAGGAAGAUCAGCUAUCUGAAGGAAUAAUAAAUUGCUGACUGUUGCAGAAAGUCCCUUCUCACUGUGAACCGAUGUUUGGAUUACAAUUUAUAACAAUUUAAAGAUUUACUGAGUCAACUUUUGUGCAUGAUCGUGGCCUGCAGCAGCUUUCGGAACCGUGAAGAAACCGUGCAAUAAAUUCGGAAGAGAUCGAUCGAGCCCCCGCCGAACGUCCGUUCGGGGCAGCCUUAUAAUGUGAAAGUGAUUUUUUUCCUUCAGUUUUUUUGGUUGCUUUGAAGAAAUAUGGGAAGUGUCGGUUAGGAUGAAGAAGGAGUUUGGUGUGAAAUAAAUAAAAGUGCAAUUACAAAAAAAAAAUCUUUGAAACGAGUGUGAGUGUGUGUACGUGUGCGUUGGUGAAGACGCGCAGGUCCUGAUGGUGGUUUUCAACUAUGACACAACUGGAGGAAUCGAGAAAGGAGCCUCAGCAGCCGCCGCCGCCUCAGCCACAUCUGCAAGUGCCGAAUCCGGCGGUGGAAGUCGGAGGCGGUCGGACGUACGUGUUCCCGGGGCCGAGUGCUGCGGUCGGUGGCCCCGGCGGUAGUGGGAUACCGACGACGGCAGUGGCUCCGACCGGUCGGGCACUGUUCGAGCAUCCGCGGAGUGGUGGCCACUCGCGGUCGAUUAGCCAUGGCGAGGGAUCGUUCGGGAUGCUGGGGGCGGCUGGCCGCCCAUCGGCACUCAAAUCCGCCGUCAAGGGUGGCCACCAGCGGGCGUUGUCUCAGGGACAAAUCACCGAUGCACCGGUGCCGCGGUCCGGUCACAGUCGGGUGGGGUCCAAGACGGAUUUCAUUCUCCCGCCCGGCCACAAGGAACAGCAGGAACCACGCGAAACGGGAACCGCCUCGACGGCCGGCAAAGGCCACUCGCGGCAAGCGUCCCGGUCGGAGUCGAUCUACACGCUGCGGCGAGCCGAUCGACCUCCAUGGUGGAAACGAUGGAUCUUCUGCCGCAGUAGCAAAUUCGAAGACCGGGGCUACCGGAUAGUGGUCCCGAAUCACACAGUGCCUCCCAAAACCCCCAAAGCGGACCACCCGAACGGGCGCCUCGUGGGCAACAAAAUUCGGACUACCAAGUAUACGCUCCUGUCGUUCGUUCCGAAGAAUCUGCUCGAGCAGUUCCACCGCGUCGCGAAUCUGUACUUUAUCUUCAUCGUGCUGCUCAACUGGUUCCCACAGAUUAACGCGUUCGGCAAGGAAAUCGCCAUGAUCCCGGUUCUGUUUGUGCUGGGUGUGACAGCCAUCAAGGAUCUGUUCGAGGACCGGCGGCGGCGCGCCUCGGACAAGCGGAUUAACAACUCGACCUGCCGCGUGUACAAUGGUGAAUCCGAGCGCUACAAGAAGGUCCUGUGGCAAGAUGUGCGCGUGGGAGACCUGGUCCAUCUGUCCAACAACGAAACCGUCCCGGCGGACAUCCUGCUGCUCAAGUCGAGCGACCCGCACGGCGUGUGCUACAUCGACACGUGCGACCUGGACGGGGAGACGAACCUCAAGCGGCGGCAGGUUAUCCGCGGGUUCGCCGAGAAGCAGCACUCGUUCGUGCAGAGCAAGUUCACGAGCCGGGUCGAGGUGGACGCACCGUCCACCAAGAUCUACCGCUUUCACGGCGCUGUGAUACAUCCGUCCGGCGAGCGCGUCCCGGUUUCAACGGAGAGUUUGCUGCUGCGCGAAAGUCGACUGAAGAACACGGACUACGCCGAGGGGAUCGUUGUGUACGCCGGGCACGAAACGAAGGCGAUGCUGAACAACAGUGGACCCCGGUACAAGCGGUCCCAGAUCGAGCAACAGAUGAAUAUCGAUGUCAUAUGGUGCGUCAUCAUACUCAUCAUCCUGUGCGUGAUCGGUGCGAUCGGUUGCACGAUGUGGCUGUCCUCGUUCGUGGAUAAGGUCCCCGACGACAAGUACAACAAGACCUUCCGAAUUCCGUACCUCCCGUUCGAGAUCGAUCCGGACUACGAGGGUCUGCUGGCGUUCUGGACGUUUGUGAUAAUUUUACAGAUUAUGAUACCACUUUCUUUGUACGUGACGAUUGAGUUGUGCAAGAUCAUGCAGGUGUACCACAUCCACAACAGUUUGGAUUUGUACGAUCCGCAGACGAACAAGCGUACCGAGUGUCGGGCGAUGAACAUUACGGAGGAGUUGGGUCAAGUGAGGUACAUAUUUUCGGACAAAACGGGCACGCUGACGGAGAACCGUAUGAUCUUCCGACGGUGUACGAUCGUGGGGGUGGACUACAACCAUCCGGAAACGGAGGAGGAGAAAGAACUGACCAAAAUGGGAGGUGUCGUGCCGAACCUUCAGCCAAAUAUUAGCUUAGUAGAGAAUUUAAACCAGACCACCGACGCGGGCAGGUUGACCGGCAGUGCCCAACAGAUCCAGGAGUUUUUCCUGGUGUUGGCGAUCUGCAACACGGUGGUGGUCAGUGCCACACCCCACAAGGACCACAUGAACGCGAGCGGAGUGAUCGAACUGAACGACAGUGACACGAGCGUCACGCUGGUGCGGCCGGUGAUCGCCGAAGGAAUUGCCAACGGCGUUGAUCCGGCGAGCGAUCGGUACGCCCGAUUGACAGAGUCACGAUCGAUCACCCCCUCCCCACCGCCAAAUGCACCCUCGUCACUGCCGUUGAAGCAAACCCAUGUGCCAUCGCUGUCGCCGAUCAGCAGCUCAGCGGAAACGUCACCUAUGUCGGAGAGUCCGCCAAUGAAACUGAAGGCGAUCACGCCAACGGCCCGCGUCAAGUCGCUGGUAGCAAAGCUGCCCAAGGGCCCGUUCAAGGGUAGUAAUAAGAACAAGUUCAACAUGAAUAGCGUUAAGUUCCAAAAGUCCCUGUCGCAGGGAUCGACACCAAGUGAUCGCCGCCCAAUCUUCGAAGCGGAAAGCCCCGAUGAGCUGGCGCUGGUCAACGCGGCGUACAGCUACGACUGCUGUCUAAUCAACCGAAGUCCAAACCACGUACUGGUGAACGUCCCGGGUGAUGGCGUGAUCGAGUACGAAGUGCUCAAGAUCCUCCCGUUCGACUCGAACCGCAAGUGCAUGUCGGUGGUGGUCCGCAAAACCGGUACCCAGGACGUCGUCCUCUACACCAAGGGCGCCGACAGUUCCAUUAUGUCUAGUCUAGCACCGUGUGCGCCCAACUCCGAAGAGUACCGACUUCGCGAGCAAACCCAACACCAGCUGAACCUCUACGCCCGGCAAGGCCUCCGCGUCCUGGUCAUGGCCAAACGUCACCUCGACGCCACCGACUUCUCCGAGUGGUACAGCAAACACCAGGAGUGCGAACUCAGCAUGGAAAACCGCGAAAAGAAAAUCCGAGAAUCGUUCAGCCUACUCGAACGCAACCUCACCCUACUCGGUACCACAGGCAUCGAGGACCGCCUCCAAGAGGGAGUCCCCGAAGCGAUCGCCUCCCUCAUCCAGUCCGGCAUCGUGAUAUGGGUCCUGACCGGGGACAAAACCGAAACCGCCAUCAACGUGGCCUACUCGGCGCGUCUCUUCAACCCCCAGAUGGACAUCCUCCGGCUGACGGCGCGAUCGCGCGAUUCCGCCGAAGCGUGCAUCAACUUCUACCUGAACGAGAUCGAGAAGCAGCUGAACGACGUAGACUUUAGCAUCCGGAGUGAUCGCGAGAAGGGCCGCGCGCUGGUCGUCGACGGCAAGACGCUCACGUUCAUCCUCGAUCUGCGGUCGAACCUGACGAAGCCGUUCCUGCAGCUGACCAAGUACUGCUCGUCGGUGCUGUGUUGCCGGGCGACCCCCCUUCAGAAGGCGUUCCUAGUGAAGGUGGUCAAGGAGGAGCUGCGGAUGAGCACGCUGGCGAUCGGGGACGGGGCGAAUGACGUGUCGAUGAUUCAGAUGGCAGACGUAGGCGUUGGGAUCUGCGGUCAGGAGGGUAUGCAAGCGGUGAUGGCGUCCGAUUUUACGAUUGCCAAGUUUAAGAUUCUGGAGAAGUUGCUGCUGGUGCAUGGCCACUGGAACUACGAUCGGUUGGCGCGAAUGAUCAUCUACUUCUUCUACAAAAAUGCCGCCUUCGUAUUCCUGCUGUUCUGGUACCAGCUGUACUGCGGCUUCUCCGGCGCCGUCAUGAUCGACGAGAUCUACCUGAUGAUCUACAACCUCAUCUUUACCGCGCUGCCCCCGCUCGCGAUCGGCGUGUACGACAAGAAGAUAAUCGACGACCUGCUGCUCAACUACCCGCGGCUGUACCGGCAUGGUCGCCUCGGCAAGGGCUACAAGCCGCACACCUUCUGGAUUGUGAUGCUGGACGCGCUCUACCAGAGCCUGGUAAUCUUCUUCGUGGCCAAGGCCACCUUCUGGGACUCGGACGUGGACGUGUGGGUGUUUGGGACGACGAUCACGUCGUCCUGCCUGUUCGCGAUGCUGCUGCACUGUGCCAUAGAAGUUAAGUCAUGGACGAUUCUUCACGUGUUAUCGAUCGCAAUUAGUAUAGGUUCGUUCUACGUGUUCGCGUUCGCGUACAACACCGUGUGCGUGAGUUGCUUCGGGCUGCCCUCGAACUACUGGGUGAUCCACAUGAGCAUGAGUACCAUUCAGUAUUACCUUAUAACUGCCUUGACGGCGGUGCUUGCUCUGCUACCUCGCUUCAUCUACCGCGUGCUGGAGAACACCGUCUUUCCGGGCGAGGGCAUCCGCGUGACGUUGCAGUACAAGGAAGAGAAACGAAGAGGUGAGAAUCUGCUCGUGACCUGGUCCCGGUCCACGUCUGCCUCGUCUAUAUUCAGAACCGCCGAUUACCGGACUGCGCAUAAGACUGUGACAAACGCCAGAUUGCGGACGAAGCCAGCGUGAAACGCGGAGCAGAAGUGGUAGAAAGUGACGGGAUGCAAGACGAUUCAGCUUAGUUGUGUUAAUUUUUAAAUCUUGUUUAUCUUUUCGCUCUCACUUUCGUUUUUGUAGUUGAAAUCUGCUUUUUAAAUAGUCGAUUACCGGGUACGAUGAAAUAUUUAUUUUUUAAACUAACUGCACUUACUCUCAUUUGUGAUCCUGCGAAAGCUCAAUUUGUUAACAAAAAAUCUUUACAUAAAGACCAGCCAUAUCCUAAGGAAUGCAUUCACAUUCACAACAACUAUUGAACAUUUGAACGCGGCCUUAAAUCCAAAUAGUUGUUCCCCUUUUUGCAUUAUACACGAAACCUAUUGGAAUAAAAAUCAAAUUAAAACAAUCGAGUUUUUGGAAGAGCCUGUAAAUAUUGCCCAACUAUUUGUACAGCUAAAUAGCAACAAAAAAAAGGUAAAACAAUAAUCAGCUGUUUCCUCUAUUGGGCGGCCUCCGCGUGUAGAAAAUAAAGCAACAAAUGUGACUGUUGAAUUUGCUUGUUAAAAAAUACCCCCCUAAACUAAUCCCACUUAUUCGGGAACGAUAGCAGAAUAUUUCACUGACUUCACACGGAUAAGAAGCAUUGAAAAUGCAUUUCGCAGUACCAUGAUACGCUUAAAAAUAAUAAAAAAAACUAAACUAGAGAAAAAUAAACGUCCCUCUUCGCUACGCAAAAACAAAUUAAAAAAAACUGGAGAAAAGCAAAUUAGCUAAUAAAUACAACAAAAAGUGGCUGUGACACGACACUGAGACGAAGGGAAAAAAAGAAGGGGGCGAAAUCUGCUGCCGAUCGGAGAGGGAUUGAGGACGACAAUAAAGACAACGCGAAUCAGAAUUGGAAAUUUGCGCUAAAAUUAAGACUAACCGCGAGUAGCUUAUCCUUCAAUCAACAAAUAAUUACGAAAGUGUAGUAUUUUUGGCGCGGCUCUCCCCUAGGGACCACCAUUGUUCUUGCAAACACGCUGACGACAAUUGUUAGUUUUAAAUUACAAAGCAAAUAGCAAAGUCCGAUAAGUUUACGCUGCAAAGUUAUAGGCCUAAGGGUAGGUCAAAGUGAAAAGGAGCCUAAUACCAAUAUCUAAGUGAAGUUAAACACAACAAUAACAAAAAAAAAUCGUAAGCUGUACAUAACAAGAUACAUAAUGUGAAACGAAAACGGUAGCAAACGUAAAUCAAAACUGUUAUGUAAGUAUUAUAUUUUAUUCGUAUAACGUAACGCGCCGAGAUUGAGAGGAGUUUUAUAAAGAAAAGUGUAAAAAAUUA
Molecule: messenger RNA, 7152 nt
Organism: Culex quinquefasciatus (southern house mosquito)
Lineage: Eukaryota; Metazoa; Arthropoda; Insecta; Diptera; Culicidae
Product: probable phospholipid-transporting ATPase VD
Exons: 12
Coding region: 1447-5862 (1471 amino acids)
Biological process (GO): phospholipid translocation
Cellular component (GO): plasma membrane
Molecular function (GO): ATPase-coupled intramembrane lipid carrier activity; magnesium ion binding; ATP binding
Source: RefSeq, a predicted model, not a curated record